AUGGCGACUGUUCAAGUCAAAUUCGGAGAGAGACUAUUAAGGUUACGGCCACAAUCGAUGACUACGAACAAUUUGGCGAUGAUAUUUAAGCUGGACAUAAAUCGAGGAAUAUAUUUAAACUGCGAGGAGGAAGGAGAAAUCAUUCUCCCAUCUAUUGGCAUUGAGAAUAAUGGCCUUUUUGAGAUAGAAAAUUUUGAGAAAAUUUACGUUGUGAAUGGAGACUGCAGUGCAACAAUGACAUUGCCUCUACAAAAUCACUCCCAAAGCGACCCGAUAGGAGUGCCGCUCUCCUACCAGCCAGCAACCCAAAGCUCGGUCCUUAACCCUCUGCCAUGUGGUCUGGUUGGCGUUGCGAAUGUAGCACAGCAAAGUCUCGGUCUUCAACGUCCCCGAUUCACGACACCAAAUGCUACCAAACCUAAGAAGAUCGGAUGGAAGAAAGCUUUCACACUUAUUGAUGUAGACCGCAUGGGUGACACCACCGAAAAAUACCAGAUUCACCUUCAACUAAGUGAGGAUACUGCAAGCGUGAAUGGCAUCCAAGAUUUACUAAGGGGGCAGCUUGGUCAUAACAUUUCUUUAUUUGAUUCUAAAUAUCUGCCAGUUAUGCCUGGUGAAUCCACAAAAGGUACUAUUAUUAAAACUAAAUAA
This is a messenger RNA of Paramuricea clavata, 651 nucleotides long. The record is from the annotation of a GenBank genome assembly. NCBI's taxonomy places the organism in Eukaryota, Metazoa, Cnidaria, Anthozoa, Malacalcyonacea, Plexauridae.